Candidula unifasciata is the source of this 163-nucleotide messenger RNA. Lineage: Eukaryota; Metazoa; Mollusca; Gastropoda; Stylommatophora; Geomitridae. The record is from the annotation of a GenBank genome assembly.
AUGUCAGCUGCCAUAUUCGAAGGGACUUUGUAAAGGUUUCAUGCCUCAGUGGUACUUUGAUUCCGCUUCUGGUCGCUGCGACAUGUUUGUCUGGGGUAUGUGUGGGGGCAAUGACAACCGCUUCAGCUCACCUGAAGAAUGCUAUGCCAGCUGUAAGUUUUGA